Messenger RNA from Eufriesea mexicana, 2473 nucleotides. Its product is annotated as solute carrier family 12 member 8. Gene Ontology annotation, molecular function: potassium:chloride symporter activity. NCBI's taxonomy places the organism in Eukaryota, Metazoa, Arthropoda, Insecta, Hymenoptera, Apidae. Gene Ontology annotation, biological process: cell volume homeostasis; chloride ion homeostasis; potassium ion import across plasma membrane. The transcript has 10 exons. The record is from RefSeq and is a predicted model, not a curated record. Bases 76 to 2091 code for a protein of 671 amino acids. Gene Ontology annotation, cellular component: membrane.
UGAUGUAAUUGUUAACAACAAGUAAUUAAUUAUAAUUAAUACUAUAUAAGAUACUUUACUUACGUAAAAGAAGACAUGGAAUCAAAUGACAGAAAUCAGUUCUCAAAUGGUGAUGCUGCAAAUAAUAGGGAUAUCGAUUGGUCUAGAUAUGGAUUACAUAAUAAUGCAGAAACUCAAAGAAAUAGUGAAGCACAAAGAAAUAAUAGAGAAUAUGCAGAACUUGGGCCUGAAAUGUAUCAAACUGGAACAAAUGAGUUAUUUGCUCAAGAAUAUAGUGCUGAUCCUUGGUGGAAAUCAAAUUUUUUCAUUUCACAGCCUAUAUUAUUUGGAACAUGGGAUGGAGUAUUUACAUCUUGUUUAAUUAAUAUCUUUGGAGUUAUUGUUUUUUUGAGAGCAGGGUGGAUAGUGGGCCAAGCUGGUAUUCUUAAUGCUGUAUUAAUCAUUUUGUGUACAGUAUGUAUUGCACUAAUAACUGUAUUGUCUGCUGUGGGAAUAUGUGAAAGAUGUCGUGUAGAGAGUGGUGGAGUUUACUUUUUGUUGUCACAUGUAUUAGGAUCAAGAUUUGGUGGAUCUAUUGGACUACUAUAUUGUUUUGGUCAGGCGGUGGGCUGUGCUCUAAAUGUUCUAGGGUUUGGAGAAUCUAUGGCUGGUCUUGUGGGUUUAGAGUCUGCAUGGGCAGAACGUGGUUUUGCUUGUGCUGCUGUUAUCUUGUUAUCUGUUAUUAAUAUUGCUGGUGUCAAAUGGGUUAUAAAACUCCAAUUUAUUCUCUUACUAAUUCUUUUGCUUGCCGGUGUAGACUUUAUGGUUGGAAGUUUUACUCAUGUGAAUAUUGAGGCUGGUUUUGAAGGUUGGUUGUCAGGAAACUUGAAAAAUAAUACUUUUACCAACUAUCAAGAUGGGUACAGUUGGUUUACAGUUUUUGGAGUAUUUUUUCCUACUGUAACAGGUGUCUUAGCUGGAAUUAAUAUGAGUGGAGACUUAAAACAUCCAUCUACUGAUAUUCCUAAUGGUACAUUGGCAGCUGUAGGAACUGGAACAUUUUUGUAUUUAUGUUUCUCAAUGUUCCUCGCGGCAACUUGUACUCGAAAGGCAUUGCUUACAAAUUUUAUGAUUGCAUCAACGGUAUCAGCGAUUUCAGUACUGUUGCUAGCAGGUCUUUAUGUAUCAUCAUUCAGUAGUUGUUUGGGUGCGAUGUAUGGUACACCACGAGUUCUUCAAUCUAUUGCUAGUCAAAAUGUUAUACCUGGAAUGAAUUGUUUACAACGAGGGAAAGGACCAAACAAAGUACCUGUAUAUGCAAUGUUAGUUGUUGCUGUUGUUACACUGACUUUCAUCAUUACUGGUCAAAUUAAUACCCUUGCACCAAUUGUUACAAUGCCUUUUCUUUUAACAUAUGCGUGUUUGGAUUAUGCGUAUUUUGCUCUCGCACAAACAUUUGAUAUACAAUUGUCUCGAGAACAAAGAUUUCGAACACAAUCCCCAACAUUCGAUCGCGAUUACGGCUCUGCAAGUAGAAACAAUUCAAUAACAGAUACAGAUAAUGACUUGGAUAAUUUAUUCCCUGAGCGAAUAAGGCAUAAAAAUCUCAUUAGAAAUCCUAGCCUUUCCGAAAAUAAUGUUUAUAUAGAUUCUUCUCCAAGUAUUGAUGAAAAUGGUAGUGGCACGGAUAAUUCAGAACGAAAAGUUCAUAUCCAUAACAAAUUAGGAAAUUGGUAUAGUCCUCUGUGUAAUAGAUGGUUUUCACUAUUGGGAUGUCUUAUAAAAUUACUUAUUAUGUUUCUCGUUCAUUGGGGUUAUGCUAUUGCCAAUAUUGUUGUCGUUUUCCUCGUUUGGAGUUAUAUUGGUCAUGCUAACCCUGCAGUUAAGCCAGGUGUUUCAUCCGAAUUUAAAUUUUUUAAAUGGCUGAAAAUAUCGUUAUUACGGAUUAUGGGAAAAAAGGUGUAUGACUAUGAGCAAAUUGUUGUUACACCUGUACAUCCUGGUGUUGAAACUUGUUCAGCUCAAUUAAAUGAAGAAAAUGAGGACUUUGCUGGAAGAAGAAGAUAUCAUCAAACGGCCACAGUUACUGGACAAUAUGUUAACGUUGAUUGAAUAUCAGUUUCUAUUGAAUAAUUAGGAAAAGUAUGAAAUGGAAAUCAGAUAUAAAUUACUUAAAUGAAAGGAAUUGUACAGGAAUCAAAUUACCGUCAUAUUUUAAAAUAGGGUAAAAUAUGAAGGAGAGCGCUGUAAUUUGUAAUGUUAUUGAUCGCACAAAACUAGUCUAACUGAGAACAUUUCAUAUCGGAGGUACAAUAAACUUUUUAUACGAUAUCGUGUAAUAACUUUAUCAGCACUAGUAUUUGAACAAGGAAAAACAACACAAAAUACUUUAUAUCGAACAACUAAAUAAUAAGGUCAUAUGACUUUUUGUACUAGUUUAUUCGACGUAGACACGAAUGAAAUGCCAUACUGCCAGAAGCAUUUCUAAAAUGGA